Hypanus sabinus (Atlantic stingray) is the source of this 4705-nucleotide messenger RNA. It is a transcript of the gene alg3, whose product is annotated as ALG3 alpha-1,3- mannosyltransferase. The transcript is spliced from 9 exons. Lineage: Eukaryota; Metazoa; Chordata; Chondrichthyes; Myliobatiformes; Dasyatidae. Gene Ontology annotation, cellular component: endoplasmic reticulum. The record is from RefSeq and is a predicted model, not a curated record. Bases 265 to 1596 code for a protein of 443 amino acids. Gene Ontology annotation, molecular function: dol-P-Man:Man(5)GlcNAc(2)-PP-Dol alpha-1,3-mannosyltransferase activity.
UUGGUGAAUCAAGUUGGAUGAGACAAGUUUUGUUGCUGGAUCAGCUUUUCGGGCAUAUAAUUAUCGGUUAUAAACAGUCACUGGCAAAGAUUGAUUGAGCGGUAUUACGCGGACACUGAAUAUUGUAAUUAGCCUGCGAGGGUUCCCAACAAGAGUCGGGGAAGAGUUUCGUACUGGAACGGAUGACUGGUACCGGGGUCCGGUCAGCGAGCCCGCCUCUGCUUCUUGUGCCCGGCCCCCGACCCACGUUGGUGGGGAGGAGAGAUGCUGAAGUCGGCGAGUUGGAAGUCGAAGCCACAGGCAGCGUUGUCGGGCCGUGACAGGCUCCGGGAACGGCUGGGCGACUUGUGGCAAGAAAAGCACUGGAUCUUGUUCAAGCCGCGGUUCACAGUGCCGGUGGCCGUCUGCCUCUGGGUCGCCGAGAUCUGCGUCAACCUCUGGGUCAUCCAUAGGGUGCCUUACACAGAAAUCGACUGGAAAGCUUACAUGGAUGAAGUGGAAGGUGUAAUUAAUGGAACAUAUGAUUACACUCAGUUAAAAGGAGACACAGGACCCCUAGUUUAUCCCGCAGGUUUUGUUUAUGUCUUCAUGGUGCUGUACUACAUCACAGAUCAUGGAGUGAACAUUCACCUUGCACAAUACGUGUUUGCCAUUUUCUACCUCUUCACGCUACUGUUGGUCUUUAGGAUUUACAAUCAUACAAAAAAGGUUCCACCAUUUGUGUUUUUCUUCAUGUGCUGUGCCUCCUAUCGGAUCCAUUCUAUCUUUAUCCUUCGACUCUUUAAUGACCCUGUUGCCAUGAUGAUCCUCUAUGUGGCUGUGAACUUCUUUCUGAACAAUCGCUGGUCACUAGGCUGUUGCUUCUUUAGUUUAGCUAUUUCCAUAAAGAUGAACAUUUUGCUCUUCGCACCAGGAUUGUUAUUCCUUCUCCUCUUUGAGUUUGGAUUGGUGCGGACCAUCCCAAAGCUAGGCAUCUGUGCUGCUUUGCAGGUGGUGCUGGGUUUGCCCUUCCUGAUGGAAAAUCCUGUUGGAUAUAUAGCAAGAGCAUUUGAUCUUGGUCGCCAAUUUCUCUUCAAGUGGACAGUGAACUGGCGCUUCCUGCCUGAGAGUGUCUUCCUCAGUCGUUACUUCCAUCUUGCACUAUUAGUGGCACAUCUGACUGUUCUGCUUCUCUUUGCAAUCUGCAGGUGGAACAAAUCUGAAGAGGGAAUGCUUUCACUUCUGAAGGCCCCAGAAAAGAGACAAUCACAACACAAGCCUUUAACUGCAAAUCAAAUUGUAUUUGUUCUCUUCACCUCAAAUUUCAUUGGCAUCUGUUUCAGUCGAUCACUACACUACCAAUUCUAUGUUUGGUACUUUCAUACUCUGCCAUACCUUCUAUGGAGCACACAUGUGAAAAAACUUGCUCAUCUCCUCAAAGUUCUUAUUUUAGGACUGAUUGAGAUGUCAUGGAAUACAUAUCCCUCAACUGUGUACAGCUCUAUCUCACUCCAUGUGUGUCACGUAAUUAUUCUGCUUUCUCUCUGGUACGGCCAUGCUGAACCUGAGAAGGGUACACCAAAUGAAGACCAGGAUUUAUUGAAAAAGAAGAAAUGAUCGAAUGGACUUGGAAUUGGGCUCCAGCAAGCAAUAAUAAUUUCAUUAUUAAUAUCACAGAGGGAAAACUUUAAAAAAAUAUAUUUAAAAAAAAAUGAUGGCCAGUAGCUGCUGCUCUGAAGUAUUAAGGAUUUGUCCUGGAUCCACUGGGGACUCCUCAAACAAAUUCAAUGAUGCCUGUAACCUUGAUUUCUGAAUGUCACUUUGCAGUCCAGUGAGGUUUUGUGCUCGCUGUCUUCUAAAGCAUGAGGUGCAGAGGACUUUAGGCCUGAGGAUGGACAGAUCAACACUGCACUUACCUGUGGAACAGUGCACGUUAAUAGCUUUAAGUUAAUUUUUCUUCAUAGUGUGAUUUUUUUUUCCAAUUCCAGAUGUGUUUACUUUCACUUCCUAGCAUGCACAAAAUAUUCCUUUAGAAGGUCUGUGAAAUAAAAUAAGUGGCAGUAUCAAGAAUUCAUUUUUAAAUGUGUAUAAUAGUUUUUCAUUUUUCUUUAAAGAAUGGUUUUUGUUUAAAUGAUUGUAUUUGAAUUAUUCUCUAAUUAAAUAAUGAAAUAGAUUUCAGUUUAACAGAACUCCAAUUAUACGAGUCUUUAUGGCAGAACCAGAAUGAAAGCAGUAACAAACUGUCAUGCUUAAAUGGGAUUUCCAUAUGUUGUCCAUUCUGAGUUGUAGGUUACUCCUAUAUUUGUCCUGUGGGGUUAGGAAAUCUAUACAUGUGAGAUGUAAGUGGAGAAAGCUAUAGAAUCAUUUAUAGAACAAGAACUGACAUUUGAGUAAAGGUCAGCCAUGCCAGUGGGUGGUUGUCUGUUGUGUAUAUUGACAGCAAACCUAUGUGGGAGUUUCUUUUAGUGUUACAGCCAUUGAGGUUAAGGGUAAAAUGUGAAAAGUUUGAGGGAAACAUGAGGGUGAGCUUCCUUAUUCAAUGUUGUGAGUGUGGAACAAGCUGCCAGUACAAGUGGUACAUGCAAGCACGAUUUCAACAUUUGAGAAGUUUGGAUAGGUAUGUGGUUGGUAGGGGUAUGAUCCUCCAAGUGCAGGUUGGUGGAGUAGGCAAUUUAAAUGGUUCAGCACAGACUGGCUUGUUUCUGUGCUGUACUUUUCUAUGACUAAAUGGGGACGUUCCACAAUCUCCACCUCAGAGUCCAUGUCCAGUGGUACAAGUAGUCCUCACAACUAGGGUUUUCCAUGGGUGCCCUGACAUUCCCUUUGUUCUCUACAAAGCUUUGCAGGGCUGCUUUCCCGACUGUCGGAUCUCACUGUUAUCUCAUCUGCCCAGUCAGUUGGAGCUGACUUUACCUGCUAGGAGAGGCAUGUCCCUAUCUCACUGGGGAAUGAGGCCUCCCAGCUACCCUUGCAUUUAGUCCAUCUAUUGAAGUGGUGUACUGGGGUGUGACCACUGGCAUGCAAGCAUUUCUUGGAGCUGCUGUUAAGAACUGAGUUCCAGUGGGACUGAAUGAAUGAACUGCCCCAGAAUGGAUAAGACAAGCCCCUUCAGAGGUGCUACCUCUCCCUAGACACUUCAUUCAAUGAACCAUGCUGGUAGUUAUUUUUAAAGGAAAAGUGUUCUAAGAUGUGAUGCAUAAUUUCCAAUUAAUGCCAAAGUGGACUAUGUCUCGAACAAUUUAGGUAUGUUUAUGAUGUGUCUAAAAAAUAUUGCUAAAUAAGUUAAAUUUGUAACUAAAAGGAAAUUUGAAAAAAAAUUGGUAUACAAUUUAAAAAAUAGUCUUCAUUACAACAGAAAUAUCCAGUUCCUGUCCUUGAUUUGCAUUUUUAAAUCUGUAGCUAUAAAAAUCAUGUCUCCACUGGAUUGUGGUACAUAGAAAAUAACUUUACUACUACCCUGAGUCUAUGAAGUCUUCUGGGGAGUUUCUUUUAGUUGUUCCUUGUAAAUCUGUAAUUUUGAGGUCAUAACAUUUUAGCCAUUAUAAAAGGUACUAAUCACAGGAAACAUGCAAGGACAGAAGAUCCAUGGUGCUUUUCCUAUUUUAAUUCAUCAAAAUCUAAAUGGUUCUCCAAAGACUCGUUCUUUUAUUAGCCCAAACUUCAGACCAUUGAAUUAGAUGGCACUCAAAGUCCUGAUCAAUUGAUGCAAGUGUUUUGAACCCAUUGUAUGUCUACAUCAUUGGCAUGGACAGUCAAUCACUACAAGGUGUUGUAUUGAACUUUGAAACCUCAGCAUUUCAGUCUUAAUUGUGUUGCCCUUCAUGUAAUAGAUGUUUUUGUAUAUUUUCUUGAAAGAAUGCAAAUUGCUCUAACCCCAUUCUGUGGGCAAAUACAUUUUCUACACUUUUCAAACCAAAGGGCUUUCUACCCUAAGUAGUUGACUCUCUCUGCUCUGAUUGUGCCAAAUUUGAAAGGAAGUGAAAGUAUUUCAAGGUAUAAAGAGCUUGAUGUCUUGGUUGUGUGGGACUUGUUUGUGCAACUCCACUGGUUGUCUGGAUAAAUGUAAAGUGCCAAACCAGUCUAGAGAGUAUAAACAAAAGUUAGGAGAAAUAGUCAGAAGCAAUAAUUAGCAUAAAAAUGUAUUGGGCUUCAGGCAUAAAUCCCUUGAGACAAAAACAUACUUAGAUCAAAAUUCUUGUUUCACCUAUGGAAUUUGAACUGCUUCAUUGUGUACUAGUUUGGGUAAAUUCAAUGUUGGCCUCUGUCCUGUCUUUAUAGGUGGAAAUAGUGAGAGGGGUAUGUUAUUUUGUUUAUUUACUGAAAUAGAAUAUUUUAAACAUUUUUUAGUUAAUUUGGAUAAAAGUCUGAAUUGUCUGUUACAGAACUUUGUUACAAAUGCUGAUUUUUUUUUAUUGUAAUGCAAUCACUGUAUACUAGAAUAUUGGAACUUUUUGACAUGCUGAGACCUUCAUUGGGGUGUUACCAAAUGCCCAACAGUCAUAGGGAACUACAGUACAAUAUUUUGCAAGGCACUGUAUGUAGCAGGUGAUUUGGAUAAAGUUUUACAUCUAUGAAAAUAGAAAAUGCUGGAACAACUCAGCAGGGCAGGCAGCAGCUGUGAGGAGGAACUAUUCACACUUUAAGUUGAAGACCAGGGAGAGGGAUUUCCAUCAAAUUGUUUAUGUAAGUGAAAUAAAAGCAAUAAAGAAACUGUUCUGAAAUUGUA